ACAAUAUAGCAAAAUAACAAAACGUACAGUGAUGUACACUGGUCAGAAGAUUCAAGAAUAAUACUUCACUAGCAUAAGAUAUUCAGCAGUUAACUCGCGAUUGCUGCUUGGAAUCAAGAUUCGCAUCAGGUGAAAAAUACCAAAAAACGCACCUGUGCUGAACAGGUUAAGGAGUGUAAAGACUUGGGAAAAAGAGGGAAAAAGGAGCUGUAAGAGUGAUUAUCUGAAGAUCUGAGUCAUCAUAUCUUGACAACUUUAAAUAAAGCAACAUGGAGCCAGGAAAAAAAGCAGCAGGGAAACAAAUGGAAACUCUCCAGUCACCACUAAAAAUGACAAUAGUGCUGAUAGUUGCAACAGUUGUAGUAGUUGUUGGUAAUGCGGUAACAUCAACAAUAGCUGCAAUAGCAGUAGGAGCAGCAGCUGGAGCAGCAGCAGGAGUUGGCAUUUUACCAUCACUUUGGGAGGCAGAAGCACGAAUAGAAGCUUCAGCUAUAGCAGUAACAGGAGUAGCAGGAGGCCUAGCAGGAACAACAGCAGCAAUAUUUCUCUCACUGUUAGGAGCACAGUCACUAACAGGAUCAGCAGUAACUGGAGCAAUGGCAGGAGCUGCAAUAGUAGCAGUAAAUAGAUCACAAUUACAAUGGAUAAUAGAAACAAUACAGCGGAUAAUAGAUUACCUACAAUGGGUGGUAGCCCUAGUAAAAAGAAUAAAAGCAGCAUUACCCACAGCAGCAGUAAUUGGAGGAUCAGGGUUAGCAACAGCAGCUCUAUUAAAACAAACAUUAAAAGCAGGAUCAGAAGCAGCAGGAUCAGGUCUAGCAUCAGGAUCAACAGGAUCAGCAGCAUCUGAAGCAUCAGGGUCAGGGUCAUCUGAACCAUCAGCAUCAGGACCAGGGUCAUCUGAACCAUCAGCAUCAGGACCAGGGUCGUCUGAACCAUCAGCAUCAGGACCAGGGUCAUCUGAACCAUCAGCAUCAGGACCAGGGUCAUCAGGGGCAGGGACAGGGGCAGGAGCAGGACUAGGUGCAGGACUAGGAGCAGGACUUGGAGCAGGACUUGGAGCAGGACUAGGAGCAGGACUAGGAGCAGGAUUAGGAGUAAUAGGAGCAGUACUAGGAGUAAUAGGAGCAGCAAUCGGAGCAUUAUUUGGAGGAUGUGGGAGAGGACCAGGAUCAGGAAAUAAUGGAUCACAACAGAAAGGACAAUCACAGACAAAAGACAAACCUCCACAGAUGAUGAUGAAUGAGGAUAAACCUCCAGAAACAGAUAAAUCUUCAAAAACAGAUGAACCUACAGAAACAGAUGAACCUCCAAAAACAAAUGAACCUCCAAAAACAGAAGAAUCUCCAAAGACAGAUGAACCUCCAAAAACAGAUGAACCUCCAAAAACUGAUGAACCUCCAGAAACAGAAGAAUCCCCAGAAACAGAAGAAUCUCCAAAAAUAGAUGAACCUCCAGAAACAGAUGAACCUCCAGAAACAGAAGAAUCUCCAGAAACAGAAGAAUCUCCAAAAACAGAUGAACCUCCAAAAACAGAUGAAGCUCCAGAAACAGAAGAACCUCCAGAAACAGAAGAAACUCCAGAAACAGAAGAACCUCCAGAAACAGAUGAAUCUCCAGAAACAGAAGAACCUCCAGAAACAGAAGAAUCUCCAAAAACAGAUGAACCUCCUCUCAUACUAGAUUCACAUGAAAACACAGAGAAGUGUGAAACAGAAAACAGCCUCCAUGAUCAUUUGACUGAUGGUGAAUCAAAUGAUUCCAUAAAGAGAGAGAACAAAGACAGUGGAGCAGCAGGAGUCCAUCCAGAUCAACAGGAAAUAACUGAAAGUGGAAAAUUAAAUCCUCUAUUUUGCAGACUUAAUCUUAACAAAAAACUGCGAGCUGCAGAUGUUCUUCAGAUAACUGAAUAUUCAUUACAAUCAAAUGAGUCUUGUAAUGAAGAGGAACUAAUUCAGACUUUCAUACAUAAACUACUGAUGAUGAACUACAGAGCAAGAUACAUUAAUGUUAAUAAGGCCAGUGAACAGGAUCAAACACAACAAAGCAACAAUGACUCAUCUGAAGAUGAGGGUGAUAUUUUUAAAGUUCCUGACCAAACCUCUUUGUCAAAAACAAGCCAAUCUGAGCGAAUCCACCCGAUGGAUGUUCAGAUGGCGGUGUUUCAUUGUGCUGAUGGUUUCCUGAAGCAGCUGAUGGUGACUAAACUGUCCCAGUGUCAGUAUGCUCUGCCUCUGCUGGUUCCUGAUCCAGUCACAAAACAGAUUGAGUUUCCUCUCUGGACAUUCAGACAAAUCAACAAGAGCUGGAAGACGAGAAACACCAACAAUGAGACCAUCAGUCAAACCCAGCCGAUCUAUAAGGCACAAACUCCAAUGGUGUUUUUCUUCAGAUUUGGCUCUGUGUCUUCAUCCAAGUCUCAGCUGAUGAACAGUCUGAUCAAUGAUAAACACAACACGUUCUUCCACAGGAACUGUCCAGGCAGCUGCAGAACCAGAGUCCUGAUGGAUGGAGUGGUGGAGAUCGCCUGGUUCUGCCCUUCUGGGAAAAACACAGAUCAAUUCACUGACUGUGUUGCAUUCUGUAAUCUACACGGUGAUGCAGAAGACCAUGAGAAACAGCUGCAGAUCCUCACUGAAAUGGCUUCAGUCAAUGUUGUUCUUCUACCACGACUGGACAGGAAUGACAGACAUGCAGCAAAUAUUAAAAACCUGUUCACAAACAAAAAGCCACUUAUUGUCGUUCAUACAGAAGACGAAUUUACUGUAAUGAAGAAAAAACAACUGGUCAAAAUAGGUCUGAAAAACAGAAAUCAGUCAGAUGUAUCAGAAGAACUUAGAAGUGCUAUAAAUGAUUGUCUCUUACAAUCAUCUUACACUUUCAGACUUGAAGAUGUGUCCAAACACUCAGAUAUCAGAGUAGAUGAGGAAGAGGAUGAUGACAGCAGGAGAGGAAGAGAAGCAGCACAGCUGAUGAUAGGUUUAUUGGAAAAUAGAGAUCUGACAGAAAUCAAAGAAUCAUUUCUGCCUCAUCAGGGGAAACUGUGGCAUCAGUGGUGCCAGAAAAACAAAGAACUACAUCGACCUAAAGGACAAAAGAUAGAAAUGGAAGUGAGUGAAAAAAAAAAUGAAAUGAAGACAAUCCGGAAACAACAGCAUGAAUCUGAUGUAAGUGAGUUUAUGAAGCUCUUUAAUAAAAAAAUUAACUUACAUGAUAUCCAUGAAAGGAUGUUUUUCCUCAAAUGGCUCAGAAUCCUCCUGGAUGAACAGACAUCAAGUGACCUUUCUGCUCUUCUUCACAAAUAUGAUAAAGCAUGGUCAGCAGUCUUGAAACUGAAAGACAGCAGUAAUAAAUCUGAACAACAUAAAGCUAAACAAACUGAACUUGAGAAAAUAUCUGAGGAGCUUCAAGCUGCAACCUUUGGUCUGGAGCACAUCAUGAGGGAGAUCGGUCAGAUCUAUGAAUCAUGUUUAUCUCUGAAGAAGAACAAGAAAGACCUGGAGGUUCACUUCUCUUCUCUCCCGAGUCUUGCAGCAGAGAUGAUGAUCUCUGGAUUUCCUCUGGAGCUGAUGGAUGGAGAUGCUGCUCAUGUUCCUGUGUUCUGGAUCUCUGCUGUUCUAGAUCAACUCGUCCAGAAACUGGGAGACCAGAGAGUCUUUGUGCUGUCAGUUUUAGGGAUUCAGAGCUCUGGGAAAUCCACCAUGCUGAACGCCAUGUUUGGACUUGAGUUUGCCGUCAGUGCAGGCAGGUGCACCAGAGGAGCUUUCAUGCAGCUGGUCAGAGUCUCAGACGCGAUGAAAACACAGAUGAAGAUUGACUUCAUUCUGGUUGUUGAUACUGAGGGACUUCGUGCUCUAGAACUGGCUGGAAGAUCAACAAGAGAUCAUGACAAUGAAUUGGCCACAUUUGUUGUUGGAAUUGGAAAUCUGACCUUGAUAAACAUCUUUGGAGAAAACCCAUCUGAGAUGCAGGACAUUCUUCAGAUCGUUGUUCAGGCCUUCAUGAGGAUGAAGAAGAUAAAUUUGACUCCCAGCUGUGUGUUUGUGCAUCAGAACGUUUCAGACGUCACAGCUGGAGAAAAAAACAUGGAGGGAAGGAGACGACUGCAGGAGACACUGGAUGAGAUGACAAAACUCGCUGCUAAAGAUGAAGUCUGUGAUGCAGAAUGUUUCAGUGAUGUCAUUAAAUUUGAUGUUCAGAAAGAUGUGAAGUAUUUUGCUCAGCUCUGGGAGGGCAGCCCACCAAUGGCACCACCAAACCCAAACUACUGUGAGAACAUUCAAGAACUAAAGAAAACUAUUCUUUCUCAUGCUGCAAAAUCAAAUGGAAUUAUGCUGAAAGACUUAACAGUUCGUGUUGAAGAUCUCUGGAAGGCUUUACUGAAGGAACGAUUUGUUUUCAGCUUCAGAAAUUCUCUGGAGAUCUCAGCUUACAGGAAACUGGAAACGGAAUACAGCAAGUGGUCCUGGAGUCUACGCAGUGCCAUGAUGGAAACUGAGAACAAACUGCACAACAAAAUAGAAAAUGAAGUAAUUCAUGAGAUUGAGGAAAAUUAUCUUCAAUCAAAACUGAAGAAGACAAGUGAAGAAGUGAAAAAAUCAAUGUCAGAAUUCUUUGAGAAAGACAAAGAUAAAGAUAUACUGAUUCAGUGGAAAACAUCAUUUGAAAUAAAAAUCAAAGAUGUUGAGGGAAACAUUAUUAGGGACACAAAGAAGAAACUAAACGAGGUUCUUCAGCAGCGAGACUUGAAGAAAAAGAUUGAUGCUCAGAGGAAACAUCGUGAAGACACUCUCUAUGAAAAGAGCAAAGAACUUGCCUUAGAGCUCAAAUAUAAAAAUAAUAAUGAAGAAACAUUGAAGAAAGAGUUUGAUUCCUUUUGGGAACAGUGGAUAAAGGAGAUCAUCACAGACACCUCUCCAAUCAAAGAAAUUAACAUAAUGAGAGAUGUGAGAGAGAUCCUCAGGGACAUCUAUGGAAGUGUUUCUGUAGAUCACUCGAGGGAGAGCAAUGAGUACAACAAAGUUCUCACUGUGCAGAGUUAUUCAGAAUAUGUACAGUUAAAAAAAAACAGUGGAUUUAAAGGACAGGUUAAACAAGCCUUCAGCUCAGCUUUAGGUUUUGAUCCUUUACAUAAUGAGGAUGAAACCCAGAUAAGAUCAUUUGUCACAGAUGUUGUUCAGCAGACAGACAAAGAGAUUCAGUCAUUUAACAUUUCAAAGAUGGGCUAUAACAAAAGCUGCAUUCAAAAACUCACAGGUUACAUCAAGGCAAGAAUAAUACAACAUGAGGAAGGAUGCCUGAAAUAUGUGUUCAAGAAUGAAUUCUUCAUGGAUUUGGUUCUUUCCAUCUGUAAGAGAGCAAACAAGAUGAUCACUGACCAACACACAAUGUUCAGAGAAGCCAAUGAUCCUGUCAAAUAUGUUGAGAAAAAGAGAGAAGAGUAUUAUAGUAUUUUCCAGAAAUACUCUCAUGGAGUAACAUCAGCUGCUAUUUUUGGUGAGAUCAUCUGUCAGAAACUGAAAGAGCCCAUUGAGCAGAGUGUCCACAAGAAGACUGCUAGAGAUCUGACAGAUGAAAUGAGAUCAAAUUGUGAAUCGCUGAAUGGAAACAGAUCAAAUCUUGAGAAACACAUACUAGAGAAACUGGCAGAAGAGGAGGAUUUUGAAAAAUACAUGAACUACAUUCGUAAUCCCAGAGAUCACUUCAAGAGUUUCAUCAGAGAUGAAGUCAGUCGCUACAUCACUGAUCAGUUCAGUGUCAGUGUUUUACCAAAGAUGAAGGAGAACAUUAAAUUCCUGCAGCAGAAGAUCAUUAAAGCAGCUCACAAAUCUACUGAACAUGUUCAAGAGAACAGAGGAGAUGUUGGUUUGUGGUUGGAGAUUUUCACAAAGCAGUUCUCAGAUGAGCUGGUCUUCUCUGAAAAAGACCUCAGUGGAGUCAAACAUGAUGAUGUUGAGGAUUUCAACCUCCUAGAAGAUGUGCUAAGUAAUGAGCUUCCUUCUAUAAUGUCAGAUAUCACCCUUAGAUUCAAAACAAACACAUUUUCAGCAAAUCUAGACAUCCAGUUCAGGCCGGAUGAGCUUCUGACUGAUCACUUCUGUCAGUGCUGUUGGGUUCAGUGUCCGUUCUGUUCUGCCAUCUGCACCAACACCAUAGAAAACCAUCCUGCAGAUCACAGUGUUCCCUUCCAUCGAGUGGAUGGGCUUAAAGGAUGGAGUUAUCUUCUAACUGAUAAUCUCAGUGCUGAUUUUUGCACAACUUUAGUGGCAAGUGAAAAGAGCUUUUCAUCUCCAAAUGGGUGGAUUUCAUGCAAAGAUUACAGAAAAGCCGGAGGAGUUUAUGAAAGGUGGAGCAUCACUCCUGACCUCUCUGAGCUCCCAUACUGGAAAUGGUUUGUGUGCAGAUUUCAGGAAGAACUGGAAAAUCAUUAUAAUAAAAAAUUUGAGGGUUUUGGUGAGAUUCCAGAUGAAUGGAAAAUUCACAAAAAAAAAGAUGCUAUUCUAAGUUUGGAUAAAUGUUUUAAUAUUAUAAAAUAAUGGAACAGAUAAGAUUUAAACGCCCUUUAAAGCAACUGACUGAAUCUGAAAUAUAAACAUGCAGUUGCCCCCUACAUUAUAAUACUCCAAAGCUGUAUAGAAAAUAAUAAAAAAUUCUGUGUUUCCACUAAAUUCAGUCUGCUAUGGUGGGCCGCCACACCAGAAACCAUCCCGCCAUGGCUGCAGAUUCUCAGUGGCAUUAAAGUGACACCACCCACAUCAUUCACAUUCGAGAAAUUAACAAAGACAGAGCAUGGCCUGAACUUCAGAAUGGAAUUGUGGGUAUUUCACAUAUUUCUACUCAUUUAACACGAUGACAGAUGAUGGAAUUCUGUGUGAAAAAGAAAUUAAUACAGUACUAAAGGAUUCUUUAAUAGACCGGUUUCUGUGCUGAUUCAGUUAAAAAAAAUAAUAAUUUACCCGAGUUUGGUGUUUGUAGGUUGAAAGCUCUAGGAGGAGAUAGUGUUUAAAUUUUGUCUCAGAAGAAGAAGCUUAACGAAGUUAAUAAGCAUGACAGAAAUGAAGACCUAAUGUUCUAAAC
This is a messenger RNA of Carassius carassius (crucian carp), 7077 nucleotides long. Its product is annotated as interferon-induced very large GTPase 1-like. The record is from RefSeq and is a predicted model, not a curated record. Gene Ontology annotation, molecular function: GTP binding. Lineage: Eukaryota; Metazoa; Chordata; Actinopteri; Cypriniformes; Cyprinidae. The transcript is spliced from 6 exons. Bases 270 to 6536 code for a protein of 2088 amino acids.